Molecule: messenger RNA, 2862 nt
Organism: Rhipicephalus sanguineus (brown dog tick)
Lineage: Eukaryota; Metazoa; Arthropoda; Arachnida; Ixodida; Ixodidae
Gene: sip3
Product: E3 ubiquitin-protein ligase synoviolin B
Exons: 14
Coding region: 303-2201 (632 amino acids)
Cellular component (GO): cytoplasm
Source: RefSeq, a predicted model, not a curated record
AGCCAACAUCUCAUGCGUCGUUGCGCGAUAAGCUCGAAGGAAAUUGCUUAAAUUCCGAUCGAUUACGCGUCCGCGUCCCAGCUUAGUUGCUGUCAGCGUAGAGGCCCGUAAAAAGGACGUCCAAUCCCCAUCAGACACGAGUUGUAACACCCAGCCGUCGCCUCGGAGCCCUGUUUUUCUUGUAUUUUCGUCUCUGCUCCCCGGCCAUCUAGCGUAGCCAAGCGAAAGCUGCCAGCAGACGUAAAAAUCAUGUAAUUUUGGAGGUCCCCGCAAAGCGUCAACACACACCCCGAGCGGUCAAAAUGCGGGCAUUCCUAUUAACUCUGGGUAGUGUAGUUCUAACUACCGCAGUUAUCGGCAAUGCGUACUACCAGAAGAAACAGUUCUAUCCCUCCGUGGUCUAUUUAACCAAGUCAAACCCCAGCAUGGCGAUAAUUUACCUCCAAGCAUUCGUGUUCGUAAUCCUCAUGGGAAAGUUAAUGCGAAAAGUAUUCUUCGGACAGCUGCGAGCGGCCGAAAUGGAGCACCUCAUUGAGAGGUCGUGGUACGCCGUCACGGAGACGUGCCUGGCGUUCACCGUCUUCAGAGAUGACUUCAGCCCCAAAUUCGUGGCACUAUUCACGCUCCUGCUCUUCCUUAAGUGUUUCCAUUGGCUGGCAGAGGACAGAGUCGACUACAUGGAGAGAAGUCCUGUCAUAUCCUAUCUCUUCCAUGUAAGGGUUAUAGCCUUGCUCUUACUUCUGGGUUUCCUGGACUAUGCAUUUGUCGCCCACGCAUACCACACUACCCUCACGAAAGGGGCGUCCGUGCAGGUCGUCUUUGGCUUUGAGUACGCCAUUCUUCUCAGCAUAGUGGCCAAUAUCUAUGUCAAGUACUUCCUGCAUACGAUGGACCUGCACAGUGAAAACCCUUGGGAAAACAAGGCUGUUUACCUGCUGUACACAGAGCUCAUCAUCAGUUUCAUCAAGGUGGUGCUGUAUUUGACCUUCAUGGCAAUUAUGAUUAAGAUCCACACAUUCCCGCUCUUUGCGAUCCGUCCCAUGUACCUGAGCAUGAGGGCUUUCAAGAAGGCCUUCAACGACGUCAUUAUGUCACGGCGAGCAAUCCGGAACAUGAACACUCUUUAUCCGGAUGCAACGCCCGAAGAGCUUGCCUCGGCCGACAACGUGUGUAUCAUCUGCCGCGAGGAGAUGGUGGGUGGUGGCAACAAGCGGCUGCCCUGCAGCCACAUCUUCCACACGGCCUGCCUGCGUUCCUGGUUCCAGCGCCAGCAGACGUGCCCCACCUGUCGCAUGGACGUGCUCAGGCAGCCGGCGGCCGCAGCCGCGGCGGCGGCUGCCAACCAAGGGGCGGCCCCGCCCCCGGCCGCCGGCCAGGCUGCUCCCCAGGCCCCGCCAAAUGUGCCUGGUCAGGCCUUUCCACAGUGGCCUCCCGGGAUGGCGGGUUUCCCACUUUUCCCACCAUUUCAGCAGUUGCAGCAGCACUUCAUACAGCACCAACAACAGCAUCAGCAGCAGCAGCAACAGCAGCAGCAGCAACAGAGGGGUGCGCAAAAUGCUGCAGGUGCACCCAGUCCAUCAGCCAGUACUUCUGAUCAGCAGCAGCAGCAGCAGCAGCCGCAGCAGCAGCAACAGCAGCCAAGUGCAACGGAAGCCGGUGGCGCAGCGGGGGUGGCAGCCGGAACCGCUUUCUUCCUGCCUCCCUUCUUCCCGUUGCUGCUGCCGCCACCACCUCCGGUUCCCCCCGAAGGUCUGGAGGCCCUGUCUGCUGAGGAGCUGAGCGCCAUGGAGGGGCAGGAGCGUGAGCAGAUAGCAGCACGCAUCCGCGUCCUGCGCAACAUCCAGACGCUGCUUGACGCGGCUGUGUUGCAGCUGCAGCAGUACAGCGCUGUAGUGGCCAGGGAAACAACGUCUGGGCAGCAGUCAGCACAGCAGCAGCGGCCGUCGUCAAACACCAGUGCUGGCGCGCCUUCUGCGGCUUCCUCGGCACCAAGCUCUGUAGAUCUGUCUGCAUCAGGCUCGAAAGAGGGUGCGGCAUCUGCAGCAGUGAGGCUGAGGCAAUCCGACGACGACCCCAACGCAGAGGUGCGCCGGCGACGGCUCCAGCGGUUCUCCCAGGGCGCCAUGCCCAACGGAGUUUCUAGUCCAGACACAGCGACCGAGUCGAACGGCACCAACGACGACAGCAGGCAUCCUCACUAGAGGCAUGCCGCCACCAAUUAAUUAAACACUUAGGACAGCAAGAGCAGCGACACACAGCAGCAACCUCCUUUUUCUCACCGACACAAGUCGUGGUCGUUUUUCUUCUUUUUUUCUUUUCUUGGCUCCCUUUCCUCUGCCAUACGUCUCGACCCUGUCCACCACCAGGACAACCGGAAAGACGGUGCCGCACCGUUACGAUGUCUCGCGUCGUCGUGGCAACGCUUCUGCUCUUUUCCGUGAUCUUCUCGCCUCAGCACCGACCAUGAGUUCCAGCUCCAAAUUGGAAGACAAUGUCCCGCUCUUUUUUUUUCCUUUUCGUGAUGCCAUUAGCGGAGGGAAAAGUGUUCACGGACGUGCCUCGCCUGUAUAUGUUGCCGGUUUCUUUCGGGGCGAUUGUGAAAAUGAAGGAUUGUCCCAGCCCUCGUUUUGUUACUCGUUUGCACUUAAUCUCUUGUCUUUCUUCCUUAAGUGACUCUACGCCAGCAGUGGUUUAUUGAUUUGCUUGGACUGCCACGGGCACCUACCUUCACCUCGACUCUUCCCCUCCCUGGGCCAGACUGCUGCGGUGCCUAGCAAGUGUGCUGGCAGCGGUGGUGUUCUUAUUUAUUGUACAGAUUGUGUAUAAAAAGCUUGACCAAGUAAAAAGGAAUUCAGCCCAGGA